AUGGCAUUUUUUCAAUUGCUUCUGAAAGCUGAAAAGGUCGAAAAAGCUAGGUUGAGAUACGAGGAUGAAAAAUUGAGAUCGAUUGAGAUCUCCGAAGGUGUCAAGCCACGUAUCACUUUAAAGCAGCGUCUCCGACGAAAGAGAUUAAAAUGUAGAAAGAAGGUUAAACAUUUUUGGAGCCGAAUAGUUUCUUCCAUAAAAUAUACCUGGAUUUAUAAAAAAGUGAAGCUUCUUCGCACGGAUGGCACGCUCGAAAAUUUUAUUCUGAAGAGCGUAUUCGGAUUUUUGGGCGGUAUAUUUCUCACAUAUAUGUUCUUCAUAUUUCUCGUGGUUCAACUGAAUUUCACUCUUUCGUCGGUUACGAUAUUAUGCUCCGUUCUCGGAAUGAUUCUCACGCUCGGAUUGGCAUUUUCUUACCAUGUGAGGUGUAUCGUAUUCUUAUUGCUGCCGCAAUUUUUUUCUAAACGUGGCAGACAGGCCUUGAUAGCUUAUGCCUUUAUUCUAACUAUUACCGGACCCGGAAAAAAUACCCUGCACAAUACCAGUAUCCUUUCGGAGUCUUUAGUCUGUGGACAGGAGCAGCUAAAGCAAGCAGUAAAAAGUGUAAUUGACUUAAUAAAAGAGCCAUUUUACGCUUUGAGAGACGCAAUAUCGAAAGUAAUAAAGACGGUGAAGGUGGUUGUAAAGAAGAUUAAGCGAACUCUCGUGGCUAUCAAACGACUCGUGCUUAGUAUACUGAGAGUGAUCACGUCGGUUUUUCAAUGGCUCGGCAGCAUCGUGAAUAUCUGCAACAAGAAAUUGGGUACGCCGUUCGACAGGUGUCAGAGAGUCUUCGAUGGAGCGGUGGCUGACUGUAAAGCGAAGCUUGGCCCUCUUUUCGGAGGGAUAUGCAAUUUGACGUACAUCGUCGGCGCCCUGUGUUACGUAGUGAAACCUUUAGACUUCAUUUGCAUGCUCGUGUCUUACGUUGCCGAUACCAUAGUUAAUGCCGUACGCAAAAAAAUCAAAAGGUUCACUCGCCACAUAAAAGCAAUGUUUUACGUUAAAGUGAAAUUUUCGCAUUCUUUCCACUUUGAGACGAAUCAAAGUAAAACUCUCGAAGAUGUGUCGACUGGUAUAAUCACUGAAGUGCGAUCGAGAACCGAUAAAUUUUUAGCUCUUUUUGAUUGGAUGAGUUUUAUGGCUACCUUUUUUAUUCUCUUCAUGUUGCUAAGAAUUAUACAUUAUCGGCACAAAUGGUUAACGAACGAUCGUUUCGACAAUCAAUAUCUGACUGACGAUCUGCGCACUAUCGAUUUAAUAAGAACGCGUCAAGAGAAGGAAACCAUAUUACCGUUAAACCGUCGCGAAAGAAAUCAAUAUAUCCCAUUAACGUCUAUCACACUGAUUAAGGUAGAAAAAGUAAAGCUCGCCAAAUCCGCAGUAUUCUUGUGCUUAACAACAUUUAAAAUCUGUAUUCACAUGAUGGCGGAUUACAGUCUUUACUGGAUCCUUAGCACUAUUAGAUUUCAUGGACGAAUCGAAACGAAGGUCCAACGACCCAAUUUUGUAGGCGUCUAUGUGUCUGGUAACGGCUAUCUCGCCGACCUUUAUCGAAGCAUCGUGAAAGCCUUCACGCCGCACGCGAAGGAUGCGGAGAUCGAUAUGACGCCCUGCCUUCCAGAUCCCAUCCCUCCAGAUCUAGACAGAUAUACGCAGAUUAUGACACUGAUCGGCUUCUGUUGGAUUAUGGCGAUAUUCGAACCGUACGGAUUAAGAUUACGACACAUUGUCAUGUGCAAGUAUCAUCCGGAAAGAGCCAAGCAAAGAGCCGCUUGGUUGUACAAUCAUAUAAUUAGAUCGAGAGGAAGUUUUCUGAAAUUUGCACGGCGCCAGUUGCGCCGCAAGUUCGGCAUGAACGAAGACGAGAGAAUCGAGAGAGUUACAUUUAGAGAGCGAUGCCUGGCGAUCUGCCCGUUCCUGAACAAGUUGCUCCCUCGUAAGCAGAACAUGUGUCUUCUUUGCGGUGCCGUGGAGCGUUCCGAUCAGGAACCGCACAUUAAAUGCGCCACACCUGAUUGCGUCGGUUUGUUUUGCAUUCAAUGCUUCGCGGACUUGCAGAAUCUCUGCACAAUUUGCCGAUCGCCGAUCGAUUACGGCGAUUUGUCGGACAUCAGUGAGGAAAAAGAUUCAUCGGAUGACCAAUUGAUAGCGAAAAAGGAACCUGUGACAAUAGAUAUUUAUAAAGAAAAGGAACCAAUUAUGGAAGAGAAACCCAAAGAAGAAAUAAUACAAGAAGAAGAAAUACCGGAAGAAAGAAUAGAAGAAAAAUUGCCAGAAGAAGGAAUACCAGAAGAAAAGCUGGAAGAAAAGAUGGAAGAAAAAUUACCAGAAGAAAAAAAAGAAGAUAAAGCCGUACAAACGGAUGACGAUAUCGAUGAAAGUAGUUCGGAUUCGAUCUAUAGUUAUACUUAUCAAGAAAGGUCAUCACAAGAGAUUGAAAUUGAGCGUUGUAAAACACCUUUCAAAGACAUCGAAGCGCAAAAAAUAAGAGAAGACGUUACGAUUCAAAUUUUUAACGAUCCAUUAGCGAAGGAAAUUACCUCGAGUAGCGAGGAUCCGACAUCUUGUUUCGUAGUGAGAGCUCGUAGGAGGCUUCGUACCAGAUUGAAAAGGAAAUCCUGCUCUUCUCCGCGCAAGGACGAUUCCAAUUCGUCCACAUCGAUAGCGAAUACCGAAUCCUGGCCUACGGAGGAGCUAGAUGAAGAGGAGGUGGUUCACAUCGAGAUGGACGACGGCUCCAACGAACUACUUUUAAAGGACGGCCUUGCCAAAGAAAAGAAACGGAGCCGCGUAAGAAGAGUCCUUGCCGCGCUCACGAAAAUUCCUUGGCUCGGAAAGGAAACGAAGAUCGAUAGCGACAGCGAAUGGCGAACGAAGAAACCGUCUCUCGUAGACAGAAUAAUUCGAAUGCUUCCUAGAACUCAAUCUGUCUCGCCUGUUGGAACGAAUAUCUAUCGACGAAUCCGUAGAAAGGAGGCGAAGCGUAAAGUGCCUUCCUCUACUUCCUCGUCUACUUCCGAUGAAGAAAACGAACAGGGCGCGCUCUUGAAGACGCACGAUCGGCAAGUAGAUUGUUUACAAAUCAUUUCGGACCAUGACGAUUCCGAAGAUAAUAUUUACAACAGAAAUUAUGAUUCACAUCGUGCACGACGCAGGACGAUUUGUCGCCAACCAGAGUCUCAUGUACGAGCUGACGAUGUAAAGCUGAAAUAUCCUCACGAGAAGAAAUUUACAACGAAAAAAUUACCUCGAUAUCUGCAGCCAAUUUCAAAGGAUAUGUUAUAUUUUGAAGUAGACGAGAUCAAAGACUCGCAAUUAAAGCGGAGAUGCGUUCAUCUGGGAAAGCGCAUUAAUGUUUUAUCAGAUACCAAAACAUGCUUCGAUAAUCAGGAGACGAAUAAGCUAAACGUCUCUAGUGAUUACACUCGUAUUGCUUGCACUUGCACAUCACAAAUAUUCUGCGAUAAUAAAAAAGACAUUGAAGUUUGUCACUCGGAGAUGAAUAUUACGACCGAACAUAAUAACGAAAUAUCUGAAACGAAGAGAAUGUCGAAAGCAGACAAAGAAUUACUAACUAUUGACUGGCGAAAAUCAGGAAAGAAGAUGGGAGAAAUUGUCACUACGGAAGGAACAUCAAUAGGUGCUGAGAUAGAUAUUGAGACAGAUCGACAAAAAAUUCCAGAAAAAGUUGUAAUUAAAGAUGAUCGAAGAAAAUCACUAUCGAAAACUGACGAAGCAAUUAUAGAGUCUAAUAAUAUUGAAAAAGAGAAAAAUGAGAAAAAGUACUCUGCCAAAAAAGAACAAGCCAAAGACCUGGGAGCGAGAAAAGACGUAAAAACAUUAAAAGUAAGUGAAAAAGCUCAGUUGAACGAUCCGUUAGCUAGUUUGCAGUUGUAUGGCGUCACGUAUUGGGAAAAAAAAAACGAGUAA
This is a messenger RNA of Camponotus floridanus (Florida carpenter ant), 3972 nucleotides long. RefSeq names its product DC-STAMP domain-containing protein 2-like. The coding region runs from base 1 to 3972 and encodes 1323 amino acids. The record is from RefSeq and is a predicted model, not a curated record. Gene Ontology annotation, cellular component: membrane. Lineage: Eukaryota; Metazoa; Arthropoda; Insecta; Hymenoptera; Formicidae. The transcript has 17 exons.